AACAAAGUACAGAUAUACAAAUUCUCAAGCUGUAGUUAGCUAGCUAGAGAAAAAAAAUAGGCAAAUAUAAACGAGACAGCUUUCACGCUACAUGGAAGCCUCUUACAAUCCGUUCAAUCCGUUCAGCUUGCUAGCUAACAUAGAUAUGUAAGUUGAUCAAUUAUUGAUCGAUCAUCAGGUCGUUUUAAACUCCCCUAACGACAAAUAACAUUCAACGCAAAAUUUUGCAUUUAGAUUUGUCACAUAUACAGCAUGGCUCCUGCUGGUUAAAUGUUUUAAAUUGGUAUAUACUGCAUAUGCACGUACUCGAUCUGUCUAAUUUUGCAUUUUAAUUUGCUUUGCUUUGGCCGUCUGUGCUAGCUAUGAACUCAUUUCAUCGUGUCCUCCCACUCUGUCGCUCGCCUGCUCUGCCUCUACGUGAACUCCACCUCCACCCGCAAAUCCACUAUGCAUUCGCCUCAUCAUAAAACUCAACCGAUUCAAUCAAAUCAACAACCAAAUCGAUCUCAAAACCAGCAACCAACAAACGCACAUUGCGAAUGCACAAUUGGUGGCUAGCCCACUAGUCCUUGAUAAUCUACUGCAUGCAACGCCCAAGAACAAGAAGAAGAAGAAGAGAUAUGGCGUAAAGCUCACGAUCGAGCUGUGUCGUUAGUGGCGUCGUAUCAUUGCGUCGCAUGCGCUGCGGUUGAUCGAUCGAUCGAUGCCGUCGCCGUCGUGUUGCUUGCAGUGCAAUCCAUGCGGUGGGAUGCUCGCGCUCUUCAAGAGGCGCCCGCGGGCGCUGCUCCGCCGCGCCGUGGGCAAGAUGAACAGCAGCCGGCGCCGGCGCCGCCGCGCGGCGGGCAGCUUCAGCUCCGUCCGCGCGGUGUUCUGGCCACUCAUGUCCAUGCGCUCCGACGCCGACCGCAACGACGUCGCCGCCGCUGACCGGCCGCCGGCAUCGUCGUCCACUGACGACGACAGCGGCGGCGGCGGCCUGCGCGCGCCGUCGCCGUCGCUCGACACGCCCGCGUCGACGACGGCCGCUCGGGUGCUGGCGCUGCAGGCCCAGCUCGGCGAGGCCGCGGCGGCGUCGACGAAGCCGAGCAGCGGUGGCGACGACGGCGUGGAGGAGGCGUGCAGAAGCUUCGAGAAGCAUCUGAUGGAGAUGCUGGUGGAGGAGAGGAAGGUGAGGGACCUCAUGGACGUCGAGGAGCUCCUGUGCUGCUGGGAGAAGCUCAGGUCGCCGGUGUUCGUCCAGCUCGUCGGCCGCUUCUACGGCGAGCUCUGCAUGGACCUCUUCUCCGGCCGCGACACCGACGUGUCAUCCGACUCCGAGGAUUUGUCUCUCUGACAUCCACGGACAGAACUGGGGUUUCUUUCCAACUGACAGGUGGACCCGGGUGUGGAUAUUUUUGUGGUCGUUUAAGCUGUUUCUGUGUUUUGUCAAUCCGUGGAAUGCCUAUCCUACGUCAAAAUCGUCCAUCACCAUCAUAAAAUCCUUCAUCACCUUGUCAAAUUACACUUUCGGUGAAGGAUAUGGCACCUUUCAACUUCCAGUUCGAGGGGAUUUUGUACCUUUACCUUUGACCUUUUUAAUUCAAAAUUCUGUCUCAGCACAUUUAAGGGGGAAAAAAACUUCUUACGAAA
Messenger RNA from Oryza sativa Japonica Group (Japanese rice), 1629 nucleotides. RefSeq lists its product as uncharacterized. Gene Ontology annotation, biological process: negative regulation of DNA-templated transcription. The record is from RefSeq and is a predicted model, not a curated record. Lineage: Eukaryota; Viridiplantae; Streptophyta; Magnoliopsida; Poales; Poaceae.